AUGUCGAUCAUCGAUGGUCUGACCAUCCCAUCCCGCUGUGGUAAGGGGGCGCUGCGCAGGAUCACAGAGGUGUUCGACUGCUGGUUUGAGAGCGGCAGCAUGCCGUACGCCCAGGCCCACUACCCCUUUGAAAACAGGAAGGAGUUCGAGGACACUUUCCCAGCGGACUUCAUCGCCGAAGGCAUUGACCAAACGAGGGGGUGGUUUUACACCCUGUUGGUGCUCUCCACAGCGCUGUUCGGCAAACCGCCCUUCAAGAAUGUCAUCGUUAAUGGACUGGUCCUUGCUAGCGAUGGACAGAAGAUGAGCAAGCGCAAGAAGAACUACCCGGAUCCAGGCCUGGUAGUGCAGCAAUAUGGAGCCGAUGCCCUCAGACUGUACCUCAUCAACUCUCCUGUAGUGAGAGCAGAGAAUCUGCGUUUCAAAGAGGAGGGUGUGCGCGACGUGUUGAAGGAUGUCUUCCUGCCGUGGUAUAACGCCUACCGCUUCCUGGUGCAGAACGUACAGCGGUUACAGAAGGAGGAUGACAUUCAGUUCCUGUACAAUGAAAACACGGCAAAGCAGAGCGACAACAUCAUGGACAAAUGGGUUCUGUCCUUCACACAGUCCCUCAUCCAGUUCUUCAAGGCUGAGAUGGACGCGUACCGCCUGUACACUGUCGUGCCUCGCCUGGUCAAGUUUGUGGACAUGCUCACCAACUGGUAUGUGAGGACCAACAGACGCCGACUGAAGGGAGAGAGUGGCACUGAGGACUGCCUGUGGGCGCUGGAAACCCUCUUCAGUGUUCUGUUCUCCAUGUGCAGGCUGAUGGCUCCUUUCACACCCUUCAUUACAGAGAUGAUGUACCAAAACCUGCGUCACCUCAUUGACCCGGCCUCUGUGGAGGAGAAGGACAGCAGCAGCAUCCACUAUCUCAUGCUGCCCCAAGUCAGGGAGAGUGUGAUUGACAAGCGCAUUGAGAGUGCCGUCUGUCAGAUGCAGUCUGUGAUCGAGCUGGGCCGAGUGAUCCGGGACAGGAGGACCCUUCCCGUUAAGUACCCAUUAAAGGAGGUGGUGGUUAUCCACCAGGACCCAGAGGCUUUGAAAGACAUCCAGUCCCUGCAGAAAUACAUCCUGGAAUUAAAAAGAAACCUCUCCUAG
Notothenia coriiceps (black rockcod) is the source of this 1140-nucleotide messenger RNA. Its product is annotated as isoleucine--tRNA ligase, cytoplasmic-like. Gene Ontology annotation, molecular function: ATP binding; isoleucine-tRNA ligase activity; tRNA binding. The record is from RefSeq and is a predicted model, not a curated record. Lineage: Eukaryota; Metazoa; Chordata; Actinopteri; Perciformes; Nototheniidae. Gene Ontology annotation, biological process: isoleucyl-tRNA aminoacylation. The transcript has 12 exons. Bases 1 to 1140 code for a protein of 379 amino acids.